Ochotona curzoniae (black-lipped pika) is the source of this 2433-nucleotide messenger RNA. RefSeq names its product DnaJ heat shock protein family (Hsp40) member C28 (gene DNAJC28). The transcript has a single exon. NCBI's taxonomy places the organism in Eukaryota, Metazoa, Chordata, Mammalia, Lagomorpha, Ochotonidae. Bases 279 to 1424 code for a protein of 381 amino acids. The record is from RefSeq and is a predicted model, not a curated record.
GAAAAUCUGUGGUUUAUGAGCCGUAGAACCUAGAUUACAUCACAAUAUGUUCAUGCAAACCCUCGCCGGUUCCAUUUCUCGGUUUAACAUCAGUGAGACACAGCUCCAAGGAUUUUGGCAGCAGCCGUAACAAGCACUGACCUUUUUGUAUGUGUGAUUUGACAUCCUAGCUUUUCCCCCUUGUUGCUGAAAAUAAGACAGGAGUUGUUACUCAGCCUGUUCUUUGCUGUUCUCUUCCAGCUCGUUGCUGGGGAGAACUCUGGGUACUGUGACACGUGAUGAUGGCUCAGCUCUUAAGAUCCCAUCUGCUCAAUGCUUCGGUAAUUCCUACUCGAGUUAGGACACUUCCGCAUCUUGGUGUCCUUCAAGGGAGAAGGAUGUUGACCCACAGGUCCAAAAAGAAGCUCAGUGAAUAUUACAGGCUGCUGAAUUUGGACGAAGGAUGCUCUGCGGAUGAUGUAAGGGAGUCCUUUCGCAAGCUUGCCAAGCAGUACCAUCCAGACAGCGGCUCUAAGACCGCUGAUGCUGCAGCGUUUAUAAAGAUCGAAGAAGCUUACAGGAAAGUGCUUUCCCACGCCAUGGAACAAAGCAAUGCCAGGAGGCAUAAAGUUGAAGAAGCAGAGGAAGAAGAAGAAGACAAAUUCAAAUAUAAGACGCCCCAGCACCGGCAUUACUUAAGUUUUGAAGGCGUUGGUUUUGGGACUCCCAGUCAACGAGAAAAACAGUACAGGCAGUUUAGGGCAGACAGGGCAAGCGAGCAGGUGAUGGAGUAUCAGAAACAGAAGCUGCACAGGCAGUACUUUGCUGACAGUGUCACCGUUAGGGAUGUAAAACACAGCAGAGAACAAAAGAUAACUCAGGCCAUCGAGCGUCUAGUGGAGGACCUCAUUCAGGAAUCCAUGGCCAGGGGGGACUUUGACAAUCUCAGUGGGAAAGGGAAACCCCUCAAGAAGUUCUCUGGCUGUUCCUAUCUUGACCCCAUGACCCACAACCUGAACAGAAUCUUAAUCGACAAUGGUUACCAACCAGAGUGGAUUCUAAUGCAAAAGGAAAUCAAGGAUACCAUCGAGCAACUCCGAGAGGCCAUUUUAAAUUCUAGGAAAAAGCUGGGGAACCCCAUGACAGCCGCUGAGUGCCAGCAGUGGAGCCAAGUCUGCGAGCAGUUUCAAGAAAACAUCAGGAAGUUAAACAAGCGAAUUAAUGAUUUUAAUUUAAUUGUUCCCAUCCUGUCCAGGCAAAAAGUCCAUUUUGAUGCACACAAAGAAAUUGCCAGGGCCCAGAAAAUAUAUGAGACCCAAAUGAAAGCGGAAGAAGUCGCAGAAGCACACUCGGAUCCCAGCAGUGAGGGAGAGAGAGAGAAAACAGCUACAGUCAGGACAGGUGUGUUUAAGUGGGUGAAUCUGUGCAAAUUGAUUAAAAUAUGACCAAUCAGAUGUCCACUGGCCCAGGAUUGCCCGACGUAAUUUUCACUAGGGAUGCUAAAAUCUGUUGCUGUAACGUGAGAAUUUGAGAACUGGGUGCCUUUGUAAGUUUUCCCAAAACUAGUUACAUCCCUGGUGAGGUGUAUGUAUGAAAGCUGUAAGAAAGUAAAGGGAUUUUCACCCAGCUUUGCUCCAGCAAUAGCAAGCAAGAAGGAGAACUUGUACGAAAGCAGCUUAAAUCGUUUCAGAGUUUGGAUGUCAGUCAUCAGGUGUAGUGAGCCUGCGCUGGGAUUCAGAGAGGAUAUUCCGGAAGUCUGGGUGUAGUUGAAGUUCUAAUCACUUAAACACAAUUAUCAUUUGUCAUUUUGAAACACAGGUACUUAAUGAUACACCUAUACAUGGAUUAUGAGAAAUCAAAAAACUAAGUACAAUGAAAUUUAACCAAUUAAACUUACAAAUUAUUAUUAAUAUUUUACUAUGACAAGUUUGUGAAAGUUGUACUGCUGCAAUUGUUAAAGCUAGAAGCUGCUUCUAAGGCUUGUGGGACAUCCUUCCUGUGAAUCAAAAUGUUAAGAUCAGAAAAUCAGCCUGAUAGAAUUACUGCAUUCUUCCCUUUUCGAAAGUCUUUUCUGGGUGCAGAAUAAAGAAAUGAGUAUACAUUGUGCUUUUUCCUGUCUGCCUUCACAAUCCAUCAACCUCAGGAAUUGGCCAACUAGUUGAUGUGGCAGUUCUAGAAAUAAUACUCUCGUGUCCACUUUUUAAAAGUUUCAGUGCAUUUUGCGACCUUUCAGAUGUGUUUGAAGUCCUUGGGUCAGCACAGGUGUGAGAGUUCACCUCUAGCUUUCUUUGCCGCCUGAGAUUGUCAUGUUAGCUUUCCGUAAAUCUACUUAAAUCUUGUGUCUUGAAUCAGUCACCCCAGCUUUUUGGCAAUAUGUAAACCCUAAGUUCGUGUCUUAGGGGCUCAAUUUCCUGUCUUAGGCAGUCUUUAAUAAACAAAAGGAAGACAUCUGAA